Messenger RNA from Xenopus laevis (African clawed frog), 1737 nucleotides. RefSeq lists its product as uncharacterized. The record is from RefSeq and is a predicted model, not a curated record. The coding region runs from base 813 to 1127 and encodes 104 amino acids. The transcript is spliced from 4 exons. NCBI's taxonomy places the organism in Eukaryota, Metazoa, Chordata, Amphibia, Anura, Pipidae.
GUACCUUAGCCAGGGAGUUCAGAUGCCGGUAUCUUCAGUUUCUUGUGCUCUGAUUCGCCAGUGAAAUGUAAGUCCGGGUAAACCCGCAUGGUGAUUGGUUAAAGUAGAGGGGAGGUUCAAACUUUUCCCAACCAAUCCGCAUGUGGCUUUACCGGGACUUACAUUUCAUGGCGAAUCAGAACACAAGAAGCCAGUCAUCGGAGCUCUGAUGCAGGGGCCGGCUGUGCAAGUAAAUGCAAGUAAGUGCAAGUUAAUGCAGCACGGCCGGGCCCCCCUUAACUCCCCAAACCACCAGGGCCCGGGACAACAGUCCCCCCUGUCCCCCCCUGAUGGCGGCCCUGAGUGACACACACAGGAGAUCAAUAUUGAGCUCAUACUCACCCGCUAUCCCUGACUUCAUGAUCCUGCUGGUACAUCUCUGUCAGCUCCUCUUCUAUCCCAGCCCUGCAGAAGCACAGUCAGUUUCUUGCUGGACGGAGCUCUAGACAGAGUGGGCGGUGACUGCAGCUUCAGUAGAGGAGGUGUGUGUGUCAGUGAGGGACGCUGCGGGCACAGAGGGAGGGCACGGCAGGUGCCAGGAUUAGUUAAACGCGGACACAACCGCUUGGAAAAGUUGCCGAUAUGUUUUUGGUACAGUUACCUGCAGUUUGUGAAAUAGACACGCCCAUUGGGGAACGUUCCUCAGAAAGUCCUCCUCCCACCUUACGUCACACAACCAAGAUACACACGUGCUUAGUUCCUGUUAUUGUGCAGAUCAGUACGAAGUUUUUCUGUUUCCCUGAUCUGUAGAACCGGCCCGUGACUGUCCCGCUAUGUAUUCCCUGGAUCUGCUGCUGGAAGCGGUUCUUCUGUGCAUCUUGGGGUCCCAGUUGGUCACUGGGAAGUCUCUGCGAGUGGCUGUGGCAUCAAACAUACAGAUCUGUGACUUCCCAUGUGAGAAACAAGUGCUUUAUUUUCUGGAAAGAGCAUCCAAGGAACGGAUCAUGGACUUCUCUUGCAUGGACAGACCCAGUCUCUGUGACCAACAUAAAGACCGACCGCAGUGGAGAGAAUGUGAGUCUGAGUGUUUCCUACAGUGGGGAAGAGACCACAGUUCUGUGGACAUGGAACGGAGGAGCCCUGCCUGAGAGACACCAGCUGAGUGACAGUAACAAGACUCUCACUGUACCCAGUACUGACACUGGCACAUUCACUGUCCUUGUCUCCAACCCAGUCAGUCACACCAGCACUCACUAUAACCUCACACUCCCAGGUAAGUGACAGUAACAAGACUCUCACUGUACCCAGUACUGACACUGGCACAUUCACUGUCCUUGUCUCCAACCCAGUCAGUCACACCAGCACUCACUAUAACCUCACACUCCCAGGUAAGUGACAGUAACAAGACUCUCACUGUACCCAGUACUGACACUGGCACAUUCACUGUCCUUGUCUCCAACCCAGUCAGUCACACCAGCACUCACUAUAACCUCACACUCCCAGGUAAGUGACAGUAACAAGACUCUCACUGUACCCAGUACUGACACUGGCACAUUCACUGUCCUUGUCUCCAACCCAGUCAGUCACACCAGCACUCACUAUAACCUCACACUCCCAGGUAAGUGACAGUAACAAGACUCUCACUGUACCCAGUACUGACACUGGCACAUUCACUGUCCUUGUCUCCAACCCAGUCAGUCACACCAGCACUCACUAUAACCUCACACUCCCAGGUAAGUGACAGUAACAAGACUCUCA